Xyrauchen texanus (razorback sucker) is the source of this 1521-nucleotide messenger RNA. RefSeq names its product zona pellucida-like domain-containing protein 1. NCBI's taxonomy places the organism in Eukaryota, Metazoa, Chordata, Actinopteri, Cypriniformes, Catostomidae. The record is from RefSeq and is a predicted model, not a curated record. The transcript is spliced from 10 exons. The coding region runs from base 217 to 1455 and encodes 412 amino acids. Gene Ontology annotation, cellular component: cell surface.
CAGGAGCGGCAACAGAAGUAUCACAUUUCUCAUUUACAUUAUUUUUUCCUUCAUGCUAAUUUCAUAGCAUAAUUACAGAACAAUGCAAUCAAAUGACCUGUUGAAGGUGUGAUACAUGUCUAAUUAUGUAUUCAUUCUUUUUAUUUCAGAAAAAGAAUAACAUUUUCUGAUGAAUCCAAAGAUAUCGCUAACAGAUUGUCUUGCUCAGGCAUUGAAAUGGAACAUUUAUGUGUAAUUCUUAUGCUUAUAAGUAAAACUUUAAUAGUGAAGGCACAAUUCAAUGGAUUCAACUGUGAUGGCAACUUCCACAGCCGCUUUCCUGCUGAGCGGGACAUCAGUAUAUAUUGUGGAGUGCAGACCAUUACACUGAAGAUUAAUUUUUGCCCAGUGCUCUACUCCGGCUACACUGACACUGACCUGGCACUAAAUGGCCGUCACGGGGAUGCUCACUGCCGAGGGUUCAUUAACAACAACACUUUCCCUACGGUCGUGCUGUUCAGCAUCAGUCUCAGCACGCUAGAGGCCUGUGGGAACUCACUGGUGGUGUCCACGGCUCAGGGGGCCAAUGCUUAUGGGAAUCUCUCCCUGGUCCAGAUUGGUAACAUAGCAGGAUACAUUGACACUCCAGAUCCCCCAACAGUCAUCAGCUACCUGCCGGGACUGCUUUACAAGUUCAGCUGUAGUUACCCACUGGAGUACCUAGUCAACAAUUCACAGCUUGCUUCGUCAGCCGCAGCAAUAUCAGUGAAGGACAGCAAUGGUACAUUUGUGAGCACAUUGAGCUUACUCCUUUACAACGACUCCACAUACGUCCAAAACCUGGCGAUCCCAAUGGCCGGACUCACUUUGAAGACACGAGUGUUUGCAGCAGUAAAAGCCACCAACCUAGACAGGAGGUGGAAUGUUCUGAUGGACUACUGUUACACGACUCCCUCUGGGAAUCCUAGUGAUGAGCUCCGAUAUGACCUUUUCUUUGGCAGAUGCGAUAAGGACCCACAGACGACAGUGUUUGAGAACGGGAAGAGCCAGAUGGGCCGCUUCUCCUUUGAGGUGUUCCGCUUUGUCAAGCACAAGAACCAGAAAAUGUCCACCGUCUUUCUGCACUGUGUGACCAAACUCUGUCGUGCUGAUGACUGCCCGAUGCUUUUGCCUAUCUGCGGUAUGAGGAAGAAAAGGGAUGUGUCGGAAACAACUGGUACGGCCUCUGACAAUGCAGUCAUAACCGCCGGACCCAUCAUCACCAGAAGUGACGAAACUCCUACAAAUAAUUCCCAGCUAGCACAGUUAAACGGCCCUCAAUUCAAAAUGAAUUCAGUGACGAGCACUCUGAUUUCUGCCAUCACAAUCCUCGGCAUUAUGAGCAUGUGUUUCUUCAUCCUGUGUCUUACACUGCUGAGGGGGAAACGGACACCACCGACAUCUCUGUCUGGAGCCCACAACCCAGCUUUCAGCUAAACACACACACACACACACACACACACACACACACACACACACACACACACACACACACACACACAC